AUGGUAGCCAACACUCCACAGUCAGUUCAGUGGUUGCAGCCAACUAUUCCAUUCCAGCAAAGCUACCCUUAUUCCUACUAUCAGAUACAACAGCAAUCGAUACAAAAUCAACAAGAAAAGAAGGAAACGACUGAAGACUCAAAAGAGGUUGUAAAUGCAACAGAAAUCACAGAUGAAGGGUCCGAACUUGUACCAACAGAUGAAUUAGUCAUAUCAGAGGAGUGGAUGGAUGUAGUAGAGCGAGGAUACAGGAAGAUGAUUGCUAAAAUGAAAAAGAAUAAAAGGAGAUAA
This is a messenger RNA of Blastocystis hominis, 291 nucleotides long. RefSeq lists its product as hypothetical. Bases 1 to 291 code for a protein of 96 amino acids. The record is from RefSeq and is a predicted model, not a curated record. Lineage: Eukaryota; Bigyra; Opalinata; Blastocystidae. The transcript has 3 exons.